GCAAAUUCUUUUAACCAGUGCAAUUUUAGAUUAGGCCUAACUUAUAUUAAACACGGCAAUGAACGCUAAUUCGUCACCGACAUGCCGCAUAUCCCCUGCGUUCCUUCCCCAACACGAAUCUUAUGGUAGCGGCGACUACUUCCCGCCCCCUACGUGCUCAUGCAAUGGCGCGCACUCGUUCCAGUACAAUUAAACCCUAGCGCUCGCCGCGUCCCCGUCCAUGCCCAUUCUCUCCCCCUACCUCUCCCUCAUCUCCCGAAACCCUAGUUUCCCCAAUCUCUUCUUCCUCUCGGCCUCCGCUCGCCUCGCUCCGCUCUCCCCGCGCCCUCCAAUGGCGCCGCCCAAAUUCUCCGUGGAGUACGCGAAAUCGGGGCGAUCGUCGUGCAAGAGCUGCGGCAAGGCCAUUGCCGCGGGCGCCGUGAGGCUCGGCUCCCCUGACCCCCGAUGGAUCGAUGCGCUCAAAUGGUUGGGUGAUCGAUUGAUCUCUCUUGGUAAAUGCACGAUCUUCACUGCUUUUUUAAGUUCUAAGGUUAUUGAUUUGUAUUGGAGGAUUCAGAAAUCUGAUCAGGAAGCGCUAAGGAAGCUAGAAGCUGGUGCGAUAGCAGACGAGACUAGCAAGGUUCGUAAGCGAGAUAGCAUUGUUGCUGAUGAAUCUGAGGAAUUGAGUCCAAGUAAAGGAAAGGUCCAUAGAGUGGAUAGAGCUGAGAGUAAGGAUCUUAAAGGAAAAGGCACAGAGGAAGCAAAGAUUUCUGGAGAUCCCAAAAGAAAUGGCUUGGGGCUGGUGUUUUCUGCCUCCGAAAUAAAAGAUAAGUACAAGGAAGCUAUCCUUUCACCAAAUUGGAAGGCUUUCAAGACGGUGAUUUUCCGCGAGCGGGAAGAGGGUCUUCUUGAUUCAGCCAAAAUUGCAGCAUUUGAUUUUGAUGGGUGUCUUGCAAAUACCUCUGUGAAAAGACAUGGUGCAGAUGCCUGGUCGCUUCUGUAUCCAUCGAUUCCAGAGAAGCUGCAAGGACUAUAUGAAAGUGGCUUCAAGCUGGUUAUCUUUACCAAUGAAUCAAACAUUGAGCGCUGGAAGAAUAAGCGACAGCAAGCUGUUGAUUCCAAAAUAGGGCGGCUUGACAGUUUUAUAAAGUGUGUUAAUGUCCCAAUGCAGGUAUUUAUAGCUUGUGGUUUGGGUGAAAGCAAAUAUCAAGCUUGUGAUCCAUUCCGGAAACCCAAACCUGGAAUGUGGAGACUGAUGGAAGAACAUUUCAAUUCGGGGAUUGGAAUUGACUUGGAACAGUUAGAUCUUUUUAUGUUGGUGAUGCUGCUGGGAGAGCCAAUGACCAUAGUGAUGCAGAUAUAAAAUUUGCUGAGGUGAUUGGCUUGAAGUUCCAUGUUCCAGAAGAUUUUUUCAGCGCCUAGCUUUUUUCGUCCGUCGUCAUCCUUAAACUUCGUUCGUGUUCCUUUCAAGCUAAUGCCAGCGAUAAGUUUUUGGAAGAUGGAUUUAUGAACAGUUCCUCGAUUUUCAAUCCUAGGAUAUAACUGUAGUUACCGUGUUUCUCCAUUUAGAUGUUCGCGAGGAAGUAGCCUUGUGUAUAUGCUUAGAAAUGCUGUUUUCUUAAAUCCAUCCUUCAGGUUCAGCAAACUUCAUGACCAUGCAGUAAGCAUGAUGAGAUUGAAAAGAAUUACAAAGAUGGUUAUUAUCAGUUCUACCUUUUUAGAGUAUUUA
Ananas comosus (pineapple) is the source of this 1708-nucleotide messenger RNA. Its product is annotated as polynucleotide 3'-phosphatase ZDP. NCBI's taxonomy places the organism in Eukaryota, Viridiplantae, Streptophyta, Magnoliopsida, Poales, Bromeliaceae. Gene Ontology annotation, molecular function: ATP-dependent polydeoxyribonucleotide 5'-hydroxyl-kinase activity; polynucleotide 3'-phosphatase activity; zinc ion binding. The record is from RefSeq and is a predicted model, not a curated record. Gene Ontology annotation, biological process: DNA repair. The transcript is spliced from 12 exons. Bases 221 to 1342 code for a protein of 373 amino acids.